GGAAAAUACGCAAAGCGCGUCGACGAAUGAUGACGUCACAACUGUGUCGCCACACACGAGGGCCACUGUAGCAUUCCGUCAGUGGAUCGUCAGGGAUUAAAUCAUUAUUUUCAAGCAUGCCGAAACAGAAAAAAAAGAAGUUUGCUGCAAUGAAACGGAUGAUCAGCUUGAAAGAUCAACGAGUAAAUGAGAAAGAUCGCCACAAAGCCAAAGAAAAGAAAAAGGAUCCUUCAGCGCUGAAGGAGAGAGAAGUCCCCAAGUAUGCAUCGUGUUUGUUCUUCCAAUACAACACUCAGCUCGGUCCACCGUACCACGUUCUAAUCGACACCAAUUUCAUCAACUUCUCCAUCAAGGCCAAACUGGACAUUGUUCAGUCCAUGAUGGACUGUCUGUAUGCCAAAUGUAUUCCGUAUAUAACCGACUGUGUGAUGGCUGAAAUUGAAAAACUUGGAAUGAAAUACAGAGUUGCGCUCAGGAUUGCAAAGGAUCCGAGAUUCGAGCGCUUGCCUUGUACACACGCGGGAACAUACGCUGAUGACUGUCUGGUCCAAAGGGUAACACAGCACAAGUGUUACAUCCUGGCUACUGUGGAUAGAGAUUUGAAGCGAAGGAUCAGGAAGAUCCCCGGAGUGCCCAUUAUGUACAUUUCAAAUCACAGGUACAACAUUGAAAGGAUGCCAGAUGACUACGGUGCACCAAGGUUUUAGUUAUACAUACAAAUGUGCAGUUGUAAAUAACCUUUCUUUUGUCUACAUUAAACUUUUUUGAGUAGUUUGAACUGCAAAAAAUUGUGUUUCUAUUAAAAAUGUGGAUCAUGCAGUUUCAAUAAAUUAUUUCAUGCAAUU
Molecule: messenger RNA, 845 nt
Organism: Syngnathus acus (greater pipefish)
Lineage: Eukaryota; Metazoa; Chordata; Actinopteri; Syngnathiformes; Syngnathidae
Gene: fcf1
Product: FCF1 rRNA-processing protein
Exons: 8
Coding region: 117-707 (196 amino acids)
Cellular component (GO): small-subunit processome; nucleolus
Source: RefSeq, a predicted model, not a curated record